AUGGAAAUUAAAAAAAAUAUAUUUUUUAUAACUGGAUGUAGUGGAAUUGGAUUUGGAGGUUUAAUGGUAAAGAAAUUAUUAUCAAGAGGUGAUUAUGUUGCAGCAACAUCAAGAAAUAAAAAUAAAUUAAUUCAAGAUAUUGGUUCGAAUGAAAAUGAUCAAUUCUUACCAAUCGAAAUGAAUUUAGCUGAUGAAAGUAAUGUUAAAGAAGCUAUUGAAAAAUGUAUUGAAAAAUUUGGUAGAAUUGAUAUACUAAUAUCAAAUGCAGCAAUGGGUAUAUUAGCACCAUUAGAAGAAACAACUGAUAAAGAUGCAAGAACAUUAUUUGAUAUUAAUUUCUUUGGUCCAUUAAAUUUAAUUAGAAAUUCGUUACCAUAUUUAAGAAAUAAUCAAUUUUUAAAAAAUAAUAAUGAUAAUAAUAAUUCAAAAUUAAAUGGACCACGUAUAAUAAUUAUUGAUUCAAUUUGUGGCUAUAGUUCAUUAUUUAAUGGGUGUUCCAUUUAUUGUUCAAGUAAAUUUGCAUUACAUGCAAUUUCAGAGACAAUGUCAAUAGAGUUGAAACCAUUUAAUAUUCAUUGUUGUAAUAUUGCACCUGGUUAUUUUCAAACUAGUUUUUUAUCAUCUUGUUUAAUACCUGAUACUAGAAUAGCAGAAUAUAAAGAUACUCAUUCAUUUUUGGAUGAAAUUGUUAAAUUAAAUGGUUCAAGAUUUUUAGGUGAUCUUUCAAAAGCUGUUGAUGUGAUAAUUGAAAUUUCAUUAUCAUAUUCACCUCCAAAUCAUGUUUUAGUUGGUUCUGAUGCUUUUGAAUUAUUUGAUUUAAAAUAUAAAAAAUUAACAAACGAUAUAUUAAUUAAUAAGGAAAUUUGUUCAAAUACUGAUAAAAAUUGA
Molecule: messenger RNA, 888 nt
Organism: Dictyostelium discoideum AX4
Lineage: Eukaryota; Evosea; Eumycetozoa; Dictyosteliales; Dictyosteliaceae
Exons: 1
Coding region: 1-888 (295 amino acids)
Source: RefSeq, a predicted model, not a curated record